AUGAGCGCAGAAAGCAUGUCCAGCCAUGACUACGAUACCGGCUUCACGCACGCCUCUCCCCAGCUCACAGACCCGAACCUGUUUGCAUCCUCAAGCGCGGACGCUGCCUCCCACUAUGCCCCAGCGCCCAUGAGCUACCCGCUAAGUCCGUCCCCGUCGCACAUUUUAUCUUCGGCACCAAGUGGCAUGAGCUCUCCUAUGAGCCCGCGGCGCCGCACACGCGAUUCGCCGGUGCAGCAGUCGCUGCCGUACACAAAAGAGUUUGUCGACGAGUACCGCAAGCGAAUGAAGGCCGAUCCCGAUCCCGAAGCGCAGUUUGCAUUUGCCAUGUACCUCAUCGAUGCUGCGAAACGCGUCGCGGAUCCGCGCGAUACGUCGAAACAGGCGCGCAAGUACCGUGACGCGCUGCUUUCCGAUAGUUUGCGCCUCAUCAAGCGCCUCGCGACUGCAGGACUUGUGCCGGGAAAGCCCCCCUUUGCAGAUGCACAGUUUUACCUGGCAAACUGUUUUGGCCACGGCUCACUGGGCCUUCCUGUGGACCAUACGAGAGCGUACCAUCUCUACGUGCAGGCCUCGAAACAAAACCAUCCCGCAGCGACGUACCGUACCGCGGUGUGCAACGAAGUCGGCGCUGGAACAAAACGCAACUACCAGCGCGGUGUGCUGUUUUACCGAAAAGCCGCGUCGCUAGGGGACACUGCGGGCAUGUACAAGCUCGCAAUGAUUCUGCUGUAUGGCCAGCUCGACGUUCCGCCUAAUAAGCGCGAGGCGAUUGUGUGGCUCCGGCGCGCUGCCGAGCAGGCCGACGAAGACAACCCACACGCACUCCACGAGCUUGCUUUGCUCCACGAGACGCCCGCAUGCAGUAUUGUGCCGCACGACGAAGCAUACGCGCGCGAUUUGUAUACCCAAGCAGCGCAGCUCGAGUACGCCCCCAGCCAGUUCCGCCUCGGCGAGGCGUAUGCGAGUGGAACUCUGGCGUGCCCAAUCGAUCCACGAACGAGCAUUAGCUGGCACACCAAGGCUGCGAAUCAUGGCGACGGAAAUGCCGAGCUGGCACUCAGUGGAUGGUAUUUGACCGGCGCCGAUGGCGUUUUGCAGCAGUCUGACGCCGAGGCGUACUUGUGGGCGCGCCGUGCCGCGAAUAAAGGCGUGGCAAAAGCCGAGUACGCGGUCGGGUACUAUGCAGAAACGGGCAUCGGUACACGCCAGGAUAUGGAAGAGGCAAAAAGGUGGUAUGCACGCGCUGCUGCACAAGGACACGAUCGUGCGCAGCAGCAUUUGCACAACCUGCGCAGUACGGGCGGGAAGAGCAAGGACUCCGACUGUGUCGUGAUGUGA
This is a messenger RNA of Malassezia vespertilionis, 1341 nucleotides long. RefSeq lists its product as uncharacterized. NCBI's taxonomy places the organism in Eukaryota, Fungi, Basidiomycota, Malasseziomycetes, Malasseziales, Malasseziaceae. The transcript has a single exon. The record is from RefSeq and is a predicted model, not a curated record. Bases 1 to 1341 code for a protein of 446 amino acids. Gene Ontology annotation, molecular function: protein binding.